Onthophagus taurus is the source of this 1494-nucleotide messenger RNA. RefSeq names its product calcium release-activated calcium channel protein 1. Gene Ontology annotation, molecular function: store-operated calcium channel activity. Gene Ontology annotation, cellular component: membrane. Gene Ontology annotation, biological process: store-operated calcium entry. Lineage: Eukaryota; Metazoa; Arthropoda; Insecta; Coleoptera; Scarabaeidae. The record is from RefSeq and is a predicted model, not a curated record.
UAUUAUUUUAGCGAACUUCACCGUGUCAACUCCAAAACAUUACGUUCCUUUUCCGAGCAAGUGGUUGCGCCGCUCUAUUUAUGUGCUCUAUAUAAACAUUUGUUUUAUCGAGUUAUCUUUCAACACGCGCUUAUUAAACACUACAUUAAAAUGGUACGAGACAACCAAUGUCAGUGUGGAGCACAGGCUCGAUUGGCCUAGACAUAGGCAAUUUGGUUAAAACAACACAUAAUACUUGUAGUACAACAAACCUGUUUUACAGAAAUCACAAAAAGUGUAACAUGUCACAAUCAGGCGACGAACUUUACACACCCCGCUAUUUAUCAUGGCGAAAACUUCAUUUGAGUCGAGCGAAACUAAAAGCAUCCAGCAAAACAUCCGCUCUCCUUUCCGGUUUCGCCAUGGUGGCGAUGGUCGAACUUCAAAUCAACAAAGACGAUAUCCCUAACAUCUCUAGGCCCAUGUUAAUUGCAUUCGCGAUUAUCACAACACUCCUUGUAGCCGUGCAUAUGUUAGCAUUAAUGAUCAGCACAUGUAUCUUACCGAACAUCGAAGCAGUUUGUAGUUUGGACACUAUUCAUUUAGUGGACGAAUCACCCCACGAAAGACUACAUUGGUACAUCGAAGUAGCGUGGGCAUUUUCAACGUUGUUGGGGUUAAUUUUAUUUCUAGCGGAAAUUGCUAUAUUGUGUUGGGUCAAAUUUAUAACUAUUGAUACAACAGCUGCUUGGUCAGCAACAGUGAUACUUAUUCCGGUAUUAUUCGUGUUUCUUGCUUUUGCUAUUCAUUUUUAUAGACAGUUAGUUGCGCAUAAAUACGAAAUGACGAUGACGGGGAUAAGGGAAUUGGAAUUGUUAAAGGAGCAAAUUGAACAAGGUGAUGCUGAACAUAGAAUAAAUGGGGUCGGUGAUAAUAUUCCAUCUGGUAUACAUAUUGUUUAAGAUUUAUAAUAAGAGUUAUGUUAAAAUCUUUUUAAACUUGUUUAUUUAAGUUUUUAAAAAGUACAUAUUUGUUUAUGUGUGGGGUUUGAAUAAGAACAUUUUGUAGCUACAGUUUUUAAACCAUUGUGAUUGUUGAAUAAUUUUGGUUUCGAAUAUAUAGCUGCCAUGAUGAUUUUAUUUGAACACCUAAUACUUUCUUUACAAAAUGCUUGACAGUAUUACCUCAUCACAAUAAUUAUUAUACUUAUCUAAAUAAUUAUUUUGUCUUAAAAAUUUUACUUAAUGAAUCUCGUUAUACUUUUGGGAUUAAUUAGUUUAUCUAAAAAAAAAUUAUUUAUUAAAAAAAAAUUGCAAUUUUAAUUAAAAUUAAAUAUUGUAUAAGCAAUAUUUGUAAGAUGUACUCUAAGAUUUGGGACUGUAUACUUUCAAUUGCGAUACUUAAACGAGUAAUCACACUGUGAUUUUUUAAAAUUAGUAAUGUUAUAUUUGAUAUUGUAUAAACCUUUUUAUAAGCUAUAAAAUAUAUAUCAAGAAUAUUGUUUUAAAAAACGUU